UUGGAGAUAUUUCUGCUUCAUCACUGGCCAGCCAGUUUGGUAGUUUUGUAAGUUAUCCGUUGACAGUCAGCAGAGCUAACUAACACAACCAAAACACGAAACACAGACACCAAAAUAGCAUGGCUUGCUUAUCUUGCACUUCCAUUUCCGUGCCCAAAGCUGUUGCUCAUCCCUUUGCGUCUCUUACCAACAACCCGUCUCCUCCCCAAGAAGUCAAAUCAAAUCCUAAACCAAGAACUACAACUCGACCCAGAAAAAGGAGACAACGUUUGCACCAACAAAAGCCGCAGCCUCCUUCAAUCAUCCAAAUUGAACGUGCCAUUGGUGCAGGCUCCUUCCGGGACGCCGACUCCAGUGAUUUGGAGCAUAGGAGGAGAACGGUAUUUGAUGGGCUUUUGCCAAUUACUGGUGGUAAAUUUGAAGGAGAAAUUGAGAGGAAGCUCCGCGAGACUGGGGAGUGGAUUGGUAGCAGAACUGAAGCAACCUUUCGUUCCUCCGGAAAAAGAAUUCUGUUGGUUGUGCUUCAAUGGUUCCUCCCAAUUUGGACCUUUUCUCUCCUAGUGGCUUCUGGAGUUAUAAAACUACCAUUCAGCACACCUCUGAUUGAUGACCUCAUCAUGUGAAAAUAGAUUCAAGAAUGGACGUGAAGUUACAUAUAUGAUAACAGGAUGAAUGGUUUCCAAGGACACUCCAAGUAAAUACAUUAGUUUCAGUUGCCAUUACUAUGUCUAGAUGUGAUAUGGUUUGUACAUGUUAAUUUGAAGCUUCUUGCUUGUUAUGAUGUGAUCAAGGUCAUUCCCUGUCUAUUAAUAAAUAAUUGUAGUAAAUUUUUAUCAUGUGGGUGUGUGUCAUUGUAUUUAAAGUGAUGAAUAGGAACAUGUGUAAAAAUUAUGAUAUUUGUGAUUAUCUCCUUUUAUUAAUUAUCAGGCUGCGAAAUAUAUUUCACAU
This is a messenger RNA of Theobroma umbraticum, 948 nucleotides long. It is a transcript of the gene CRR3, whose product is annotated as chlororespiratory reduction 3. Gene Ontology annotation, cellular component: NAD(P)H dehydrogenase complex (plastoquinone); chloroplast thylakoid membrane. The record is from RefSeq and is a predicted model, not a curated record. Lineage: Eukaryota; Viridiplantae; Streptophyta; Magnoliopsida; Malvales; Malvaceae. Gene Ontology annotation, biological process: photosynthetic electron transport in photosystem I.